Pecten maximus is the source of this 4868-nucleotide messenger RNA. RefSeq names its product YEATS domain-containing protein 2-like. The coding region runs from base 141 to 4616 and encodes 1491 amino acids. The transcript is spliced from 17 exons. The record is from RefSeq and is a predicted model, not a curated record. Gene Ontology annotation, biological process: chromatin remodeling; regulation of transcription by RNA polymerase II. Gene Ontology annotation, molecular function: histone binding. Gene Ontology annotation, cellular component: NuA4 histone acetyltransferase complex. Lineage: Eukaryota; Metazoa; Mollusca; Bivalvia; Pectinida; Pectinidae.
GUGUUAUUUCUGUUUAGAAAUGUUAAUUGCCACAAAAUAUCCGUCAAAGAAUGGAAAUCGUUCGGAUAGAUUGCGACUGUAGCAUUUCGAAAACCCGGGAAAUUCAUUACUGAGAGGGUGUCCCAUCAUGUGAUAUCAAAAUGGCUGCCAAGAGGUCUAGGAUCGAAGUGGACCCAGACUACCAAGAUGUAACGGAACAGCAAAAUAAAAGACAGCGAGUUUUAGAACAAGAUGCAAAAGUUGCCACUCGUCUGAAGAUAGAGGAUAUCAUAAAGAAAGAAUUUGCCGGUGAAAUACACAGCAGAGAGAUGGAGAUUGAUUUAAUUGAUCAGAGGUUAAACCAAACCAGGCUUAUCAUGGACAGAUUAAGAGCUUGCAUCGUUGCAAAUUACUACGGUUCUGCGGGUCAGACCAAACCAUGGCAGGGUAAAACAUCCGAUCCAGAACAGGUGCCCUCUAUUCACCCAGCUGUGAAACAACAUCUAGGCAAGACUCCAAAGGGUUACUCCACUCUGACAGAUACUGCCGACAUUAAGACUGAGCCUGGAGUCGAGACGCCUGUCCUGGAGAAUGUUUGUUCAACUCUCCUGUCAUCAUCCUAUCUAAGCAAGGAGGAGGAAUUGGAAGGUGUCAAGGAUGUGGCAAUGGACACUAGCGAUUCUGUCGCGGCCAGUAGUCGAUCCAUAAGGGCUCAAGUGAAGAAAAGAAUCAUUGUUGGCAAUGUGUCAAAGUACAUACCGGUGGACCGGCGCGAGGAGAAUGACCAGCCGACGCACAAAUGGAUGGUGUAUGUCCGAGGGCCUAAGGAUGAACCCCACAUUGACCACUUCGUCAAGAAAGUCUGGUUUUUGCUGCACCCCAGCUACAGGCCGAACGACCUUGUUGAAGUCAGUAACCCUCCAUUCCAUUUGACAAGGAGAGGCUGGGGGGAAUUUCCUGUUAGAGUUCAACUGCAUUUCAAGGAUCCAAGAAACAAACGCCUUGACAUCAUCCACCAGCUCAAGCUUGACCGAACUUAUACUGGCCUGCAGACUCUUGGAGCUGAGACGGUUGUUGAUGUUGAGCUGGAGCGAGACUUCAUACCAGAAAGAACAAAGCAAUGUAAAUCAGGGAUUAAAAAAGAAACUUCCAAGCAGGUGUCUGUGUCAACUCUGAACGGUGAAACCGGUGAAAAUGUAGAUGUCAAGCAGGAAGGAUUAGAUAUAAAUUUUACGAUAAAGGAACACACGACACCAAAAAAGGGAAAUACAGCUGACCAAAAACUUCCACAAGGGGAGAUAACUCUGUCACAAAAUAAACCUCAGGGAAAUGUUGACAAUGGGACAGGUGUUGCACGUCUGUCAAAUAAGGAGAACUGUUUCAUGAAAAGUGCUAAUGGAUCCUCAGGAAGUCCUGUGUUACAGAAACCUGUUGGUGGACCAUCCCAAAUCAAAUGUAUAAAUAAUGUAAAAGGAUUACCCAUCAUGAAUCCUACAAACACAUUGUCCACUAGUUUAGUUGUUGGAAAUCUGUUGGUGAAUUCCCUGGAUGGAAAGGCACCCGUAAGUACACUGCCACAGGCCGGCGUCAUCACACCCCAAGCCUCUCCAUCACGGACUGGUUCUACUCUGCUGUUGUCCGGCACCUCAGGAGUACAGGUAGUGUUGGGUGGUUUUGGGUCAAUAACAGGUGUGCAGAAACCAACAGAGACAAAAACACAGACAGGGAAAUCGUUGCUGAAGAAAAUUUCUGAUGCUAAGUCGGUCAACACUACAGUUAAAACUACCUCCUCGUCCGUUUCUUCUCCGUCUUUGAUACAGACAGGUAACCGACUGGCAGGAACUCAAAGCCCUUCUUCAUUUGUGCUACAAGGGUUGGGUUCACUCAGUGGAACAGCAGCUCCCUGUGUUGCAGAGAGUGCCGCAGUGAAACCAGCUGGUAGAACAGCGACACCAGGUGUUUCCACAGCACCUACCAAUAUAAUUGUGGCUAGCUCUGCAUCUGGAACUAAGACACCAGCUUUCCAUAUAGUCACUUCGAGUCAGACAGACAGCACUGGACCUCCAGCCCAGAUAUCGGCACCUGCUGCCAAGCUGGGUGGAGCUUCGACAAAUGAGUCGCUAUCUGUCAACCCUAUCAAUCUACCCACGCCUCCUCAGACCUUGUAUGUGCGGUGCAAAGAUAACUCAGGGAACAUCUUCCUUGUGCCACACCAUCUACUCAAACAGGUUUCUACGACUGCCACCAAAACAUCAACACAUAAUACCUCUUCGACUGCCAUGCCUAUUAUUUCCAAUGCUUCUCCAGGUCUUCCGACAGGUGAGACCAGAGUUACUUCCCUUCCACAGAAAUCUCUUUUACCUCAUACUUCACAGUUGGAGAAAGCAGAACAUAAAAGUUCAUCACUAUCAGGAAUUUCAACAGUAUCAAGUAAAAGCAAUUCUCUACCCUCAUCACUAUUGAUAAAGGUGGAAGCACAAUCAUCUGCACAGGUGACACAACAAAAUGCCUCCAACCAAUCAGAAUCUCAGAAGCUGCGGUUAGUGACCGGAAGUUCCCAAGGGCCGCAAGGUGUAAUGUGUGCUUUUGAUCUCAAGAAACCCAGUACUGUGUUCCACGUGAAAUCAGACGUUGUAGACCCCACCCAGACAUCAUCUAAAGUGGUGAAAGAUCUGUUCGCCGAGCCAAAACGAGAUCAUAAAUACUCUACGCCAAAUGCCUCCCCAGAAAAGAAAGACGGAACCUCGUUUUCACAAAUUGCGAAUAAGCCGUCAAAAUUACAACCUAAAUUAUCAGACAUUGCUUCUAAUGCUGAAACAAGGACAGCGAAAGAACAAAUAUCAGAAAUUUGCACUACGAAGGUAUUGUCUCAGGGUCAACAAGGUCAGGGGUCAAUAUCAACCUCAGGUCAUCUCAAGGUCACACCUCAUGGAUUAAAGAUCAUUAGCAAAGGGACCGUAGAAGGAUAUCAAGGAAAAUCUCCCCCAAAUACGCCACAGAAAAUGACCACAUUACUACAGGGUCAAGGAAAGGCUCUGACCAGUGGUCAAGGGUCACAGUCUCUAAUAUCCACAUCAAAUUCAGCGGGGACCCUGUUACAGACUACAGUAGUACCUUCCUACGGAACGGGAAAUAAAAAAGAAAGAACUACUGAGACAAGUAAAGUGGAGACCGUUACAAAGAGGGUUGAGACUCAAAGUUUACUUACUGGUAAAACCAUGCUGACAUUGAACAACUUCUCCAAGUCAACACACAGUUUGUCAACAGCAUCAAAGGUGAAAAAUGUUUUACCAAAUUCUGACAGUAAAGCAAUGGUGACAUUGUUAAAUGGACAGUCUAUAGAGUCAGGUAUAGGUGGGAAAACAUCUCUGCUCUCCGGAGAAACCUCCAGGGUCAUUUCAACAGUGACACCAUGCCAAACGACCUCCAGCAGUCAGCGACCUUUAAUGACCUUGACCUCAUCAAUGGAUCAAGAGGUCAAAAAUAUGAUUAACAGUGGCUCAGGAAAGACAUCUGAUUUCAUUCAAGGUAGUCAAUGUAAAACCAUGAUGGCCACUAUCGGGAGUCAGAAACUUUUGAUACACGUCCCGGAGCUCAAUCCCGUCAGAGAUGAGAGUCACCAAGCGACUGUCACUGAUACAUCACCCUGGCUUGAUGGAAAAGUGAAAAACAAAUACUUCAUAAGUGACGAUAAGUCCUCGAGUCAACAGAAGAAAAUAAUUAAUGCAAAAAAGAAGAAAUGUUAUGAGACCGCACCGUUCAAACCAGCUGAAGUCCUGCCCAUCAGUGUGACAGGUUUCCAUGACUUGUUGUCCUUGGUGAAAGCAGCGGUGAGGAGGCAUCCGGUGAUUUGUGAGAACGUUGAUCGCAGUCUCCAUCCAUACUGUGCGAGAUCCCUAGACGAGUGGCUGUCUUGGAAUGUCGGUAAACGUAGAGCUUCGGAGUGGCAGAGAGCGUCAUUUGCCAGGAAGUUUUUGUUGAAGAAUCUCAAUGGUGAAACAUCUUUCAAAGGGGAGUCACUCUGGACGACGAAACAGAUCAUGGUCUGGUGUAGACACCACGUGUACAGUCCACACUUCCUAGAGAAAACACUACAUCCGUCCCCGGUGGAACUCAGUGCAGACUCCAGUAUGCUUGGUAAACGAUACACUUCAGCAACAGACUCUGACGUCAUCUUGUCCCACAUACAGGAUAUGAAUGCUGCGAUUAGUGCCAAUGUUUCAGACGAGAAGGACGUUGAUAUCAUCUCCGUUGAACCUCCCAAAGUGAAAGUAAAGACAGAAGUGAUUAAAGAGCUGGUGUAUUGUGAUCCCGUUGUGCUGCCUCCGUCACGACAGGCUCGCUUCGUCCAGGACCUGUCCACAAAAAUCGGGGUGAGAUUUCAGCCGUCCGAGAUUGACCAAGAGAUACAUGGGUCAGUAGCAGAAGAUAUGGUAUACUCGGCCAUGAAGACCUUUAUGAGUGACAUAUUGAGAGAAACAUAUUCUAUGAAAGUUAAUAUGGGAAGGUAUGCUGACAGUGUUGGAGUUGGCGACGUGUAUCGUACACUCGGCAGGAUGACGGAGACUGACUUUCUUACCAAUCAUCAUCUCGGUGUACCAGCUAAUAAUCAUCUCUCCUCCACCACAAAGAGAUGACGAAGGUUUACGAUGGGGGAAUGAUAGCCUGACCGAAUGUGUUAAAUUUAACAGACUUCCACUGUACUAUUAACUGAAUACAGAGGACAACGUUUAAUGAUGGGGAACAAUUUCACCUAACAUUUUAUUUACAAGGAUAAUCUUACAUUACACAUAGACUAUGAAGUUAUUCUAUGCCAAUUCAAAGUAUUGUACUACAUUACAUCUGUAGUUACAUUUGUAUGAAAGUCUCAUUAAACUAUAACAAAACUU